GUUAUUCCGCAACAGUAUUUAGGUUCGAGAAGCCACUGCUUCUCGGGAGACAGUGCUCGAGGUUCUCUCGCCAUGUGGAAUCGGCCGCGCGAUAACAUUCACGUAGAGUUCCGAGAGUUUACGCGAAGUUCACCUCGAGCUUGAGGUUCUAAUUGCGUUCCCUGCCGAAUCGCUUGCGUGCGUAGAUCCACUGCACGGUGAUGGAAUUUAGACUCGGUAGCAUGUGGGAUUCUCAGUGCUUGAUGCUUCUUUUCUGGUCUUUGAGCGUGGUUUAUUCCGUCGGAGGACAUCUGAAUCAUGACGGCGAAUCUUCGAUUCGACACUCGACCGGAGGAUCCAGCCCACACGCCGACGGCUCGGGUCCAGCAUACAGUUCCAUCGAGCUGACGCAAAUACCACACUGGUCUGGAAAUUUCGCUGUGAGCAACGCCACCAGGGAGAUUUACCUCCCAGCCGGAAAAACAGUGGAGGAUACCGCGCCGAUGAAGCUUCUCCACGAAAAAUAUUUCCAGGGCGCACCCGCACCAGGUCUUAAAUUCCCGACGAAUGGUAUCGUUGAGUACAUGCGAUUGGGGCAGGGGAUUCGUAGCCUGGAGUUCCGCAAGUUGGAACCUGGGAUGUUUCAUUUCGAAUAUGAAAUCCUCGGGCAAGGCAAAGAUACUUCUGGAAGGUGGACAGUAUACGCGGUUCCCUCGUACCGUGUUCGACGAGACUCAUUCUUCAGACAGGAAAUCGAACUACCGAAGUUCAAUUUCGAAGAUGAGGUCCUAAUUAAAUCGACGAUGGAGAAUAUUGGGGUCGAAGUUCGCCCGCACAGGAGAUCUCUCGCCGUCUUCGGCCUCGCAGGACUGAGCGGAAAUUCGAUCACUCUGAGCAUCCAAUUGACGUCUUCAGCUCCUCGGAAAGUUUAUCGGCUGAUUAUUCGGCUUUUGGUCGAGGAGCACCAAGAGCCCGUCGGAGAGGUCGAGAACAUACAGUUCUGGGCUAAGGACUUGGGCACUCUCGGCAGUCGCGUGAAACUGGCGGAGUGCGUUGCCAAAGGAUACGGAAAAGGGCUUCCUGAUUUAGUCCAUGCAAAAUUCGAAGAGCGGGGCAAAGGAGUCACCUCAUUCACGAGUCAAUUGUUCAAGGUGGCCGCCACACCUACGGCGGAACGAAACCUAUUCGUCCGACAUUAG
Molecule: messenger RNA, 1178 nt
Organism: Galendromus occidentalis (western predatory mite)
Lineage: Eukaryota; Metazoa; Arthropoda; Arachnida; Mesostigmata; Phytoseiidae
Exons: 3
Coding region: 201-1178 (325 amino acids)
Source: RefSeq, a predicted model, not a curated record